Molecule: messenger RNA, 819 nt
Organism: Plasmodium gonderi
Lineage: Eukaryota; Apicomplexa; Aconoidasida; Haemosporida; Plasmodiidae
Exons: 1
Coding region: 1-819 (272 amino acids)
Source: RefSeq, a predicted model, not a curated record
AUGGCAGCAUUUAAACCUUACAAGUUCAUAAUUUUUGAUAAAAAUUUAAGAAAUAACAACUUACACAAGCAGAUAAUUGCACACCUGGAUUUGUCAAUUCUUUGUGAAGAAAUUUAUGUAACUGAAAAAUUUUGCCACUUAAAUUAUGAACAUUUGAGUAGGAACAAAUUAGUGUACUUUUCAGAUCACAAUUUAGUUGAUAAAUUAAAAUGCCGUCAAUAUGGAUACAAGGUUGAGGAGAAGCAUCCAAAAUUCUCACCCAGUGAGCAUGACUUAAAUGUGGAAGACAAAUUUGAAAUUAAAGUACGAAAAAAUGACAUAAUGAAAGAGAAACAAGAAGAAAUAUCCAAUAACGAAAUGUGUAGAAACAAGGAAGGAAAUAUUAAUUCAUUGGUUAGUUUUUUUACAUUUGAUGAUAAGGAAAAGAACAAUUUUUUCAACACACUAAAUUUAAAUAAAAAAUAUGAAGUAGAUCAUAUAAACAUUCUAUGUUUAAAUAAUUAUAACUUCAUUCUUGAUAUACUUAAAAAAGAGACAUUUAAAAAUAGAAUUUCGAUUUUCUGCCCAUUUUACAUAAUUCAUAAUCAUGCCCAUAAUGAUAAGAACAAAUCUCAAAACAAAAACGUUACCCAAAAGUUAUCGAAUUUUUUGUAUACCAUAGUUAGCGAUUUUCUUCCCAUCAAUUAUAAGUAUAUCCAUAUGUCCGAUCUUGUUAGGGCGAUUAUUAUAAAUACCGAAUUGUGUCAAGGGAAGGAGCGAAAUGAUGUGGAAGUUUUGAAAUUUAUGGAUAUGAUGCAGAUCAUAGGGAAAGCUCUCUAA